Onthophagus taurus is the source of this 2261-nucleotide messenger RNA. RefSeq names its product Nopp140 (gene Nopp140). Gene Ontology annotation, cellular component: nucleolus; nucleoplasm. Lineage: Eukaryota; Metazoa; Arthropoda; Insecta; Coleoptera; Scarabaeidae. The record is from RefSeq and is a predicted model, not a curated record.
UCAAGUUUGAAAUGUGACGCAUGCGCGGUCGCCUCGAUCUCGCGACUAAACUCACGCCGCUCGGUCCUUUACACCGCAAAAAUGGCUGACAACGCAAACGUUUUUGCCUCCGCUCUCGUUUUCGACUUUUUAAAAAAGAAGGACCAAGUUCUGGCGAAUUCCUACCAGAAGAAAACAAAGUCCCCGAAUUUAUUGAAAGGUUCCCCGUUAUUAAACGACAUAGUAUCUUAUUAUAUUUCAAAUAAUCCAAAUGCUAAAAAGUUAAGAUUAGAAGAGAGUAGCGAGGAAAGUAGUAGUAGCGAUGAAGCCCCAGCUAAGAAACAACAGAAACCUAUAGUAAAUGGAAAAGCAAAAGCACCAGCAACAACUAAAAAAGCGAAAAGCAGUACGGAAGAUUCAAGUUCUGUGGAUGAAAAGCCCAAAAAUCAAAAAAUUGCUGCAAUUGCUGCGUCUUUAGGUGCAAAACCAGCCCAAAAUAAAGCGGUUAAAAAACAAGAAAGCUCAGAUGACUCGUCAAGCGAAGAAGAACCUCCUAAAAAGAAACCUGUAGAGCAACCUAAAAAGAAAAAGGAAUCUUCAAGUUCUGAAGAGGAUUCUUCAGAUGAUAAAAGUAAAAAAGUUGUUGCACCUCCAAAGAAAGCUCCGAUUAAGAAAAAAGAAUCAUCAUCGGAUGAUUCCGACAGUGAAGAAGAAACUGUUAAGGUUCCUCCUAAAAUAACAGCUAAAACGCCUCCUAGUAAAACAGUAACAAAGAAAAAAGAAAGUUCUUCUGAUGACUCAUCAGAAGAAGAAGAAACUAAGCCUCCAGCUAAAACAAUUACUACAGUUAAAGCACCCGUGCAAAAGAAGCCUGACUCUUCAUCAGAAGAUUCAUCUUCAGAAGAAGACAGUAAAACAACCGCCGUAAAAAAACCUGUAGUACAACAAAAACAACCAGCAAAAAAAGAUGACUCCGAAGAUUCAAGCUCUGAAGAAGAAGAACCAGUCAAAAAACCAAUUAAACAAGCACCUAAACCCACACCACAAAAGAAACAAGAAUCAUCAGACUCUGAAUCUGAUAGUGAUGAAGAUGAACCGGCUAAGAAAAAACCUGCCUUAGUCAAACCAGCUGCUAAAGCUACACCCAUAGCUAAAGCUAAAAAAGAAAGCAGUAGCGAUGACAGUUCAUCUGAAGAAGAAGUUACUAAAAAAACUCCUGCAAAACCUGUUGUAGCACAAAAAAAGAAAGAAAAAGAAGACAGCUCUGAUGAUAGCAGUGAGGAAGAUGAAAAACCUAAAGCACCAUCGAAACCUGUACCUACAAUAAAAGCAAACGCUAAAAUUACUAAAAAAGAAGAAUCUUCAUCGUCUGAGGAAGAUGAUAGCGAUGAAGAAGAAACUAAAGUAGUUAAAAAAUCUGCUCCAUCCACACCAGCACCUAAAAAGGUUGCUGCUAAUAAAGAAUCAUCUUCUGAAGAAUCAGAUGAUGAUGAAGAUGAGAAACCGAAGGAAGUGAAGAAACGUAAAGCUGAUGAUGAGCAAGAUACGACAGAAUCGAUACCUUUGGUGAAAAAACAGAAAAAUAUGAGUUUUACAAAUGGAAAUCAGAGAGUAAACACUCCAUUCCGACGCGUACAAGAAGAAAAGGUUUUCGUCGACCCAAGGCUCCACGACAAUUCAUUUGAUGCAAAGAGAAAUUCACGAGGAUCUUGGGGUGAACAAGCCAACUACGAUCUCAAACAAACAAGGGGGAAAUCUUUUAGGCACGAGAAGACGAAAAAGAAGCGCGGCUCUUACAGAGGGGGUACAAUUGAUGUUUCCGUUAAUUCAAUUAAAUUUGAAGAUUAAUAAUACUUCAUCAUCGACCAUACUUCAUAUAUUAUAGAUUUCCGACUCAUCAUCCUUUUUACGUUUAAGUAUUCGUACGCGGUGCCCCAAUUUAUAUUUUUGUUUUUCGUUAAAUAAUCGUUUGCGUUCCAAUUGUAUAUUGUAAGUCAGUUUACAUGCCCUAGAUGCACGUUUUGUGACAUUUUUUCAAUUUUUUGACAUCGACAGUUAUUUCGCUUUGUGGUUUCUUUUAAUUAUUUUGUUAAAAAUGAUUUAUAAACGUAGAGAAAGAAAUCUAAGAGUGAUUGCGGACUGUAUAUUUUUAUUGUUUAAGAAAUAAAUGUGGUGUUCUACAAUAACAAUUAAGAGUAUAGUUUAAAAUUUACCACGUUACUUGUAUAUAACUUAGUUUUUAAAUAUUGAUUGAAAUGAAUAAACUAAGUGGAUACAUGAAA